AUGGCCCCAUCAGGCACGCGGCCCUGGUGGCUGACACGGCAUCCCGGGCGCCCAGCGCGCGCCGCUGUCUCCCGGCCGCCGCCGGGUUCGUGCGGCGCGCCGACUCACCGAGUCGCCAGCCGAGUCCGCGUCUACACCCCCAUCCGACCCGAUUGGCCCCUUCCGGGCUGCCUGCCCACUCUAGCUGGCACGCAGGUGAAGAGGCUCUCGGCUUCCAGGCGGAAGCAGCACUUCAUCAACCAGGCCGUGCGGAACUCGGAUCUUGUGCCCAAGGCCAAGGGGCGGAAGAGCCUGCAGCGCCUGGAGAACACCCAGUACCUCCUGACCCUGCUGGAGACAGAUGGGGGCACACCUGGCCCAGACGAGGGGGACCUGGCACCCCCAGCGGCACCUGGCAUCUUCGCAGAGGCCUGCAACAAUGAGACCUAUGUGGAGGUCUGGAAUGACUUUAUGAACCGCUCAGGGGAGGAGCAGGAGCGGGUUCUCCGCUACCUGGAGGAUGAGAGCAAGACUAAGGCGCGGAGGAGGGGCCCCGCCCGAGGGGAGGACCGGCGGAGAGAGGACCCAGCCUACACGCCCCGCGAGUGCUUCCAGCGCAUCAGCCGGCGUCUGCGGGCCAUCUUGAAGCGAAGCCGCAUCCCCAUGGAAAUUCUGGAGACCUGGGAAGAGCGACUGCUGAGGUUCUUCUCCGUGUCCCCCCAGUCUGUGUACACAGCCAUGCUGGACAACAGCUUCGAGAGGCUCCUGCUUCACGCUGUGUGCCAGUACAUGGACCUCAUCUCAGCCAGUGCUGACCUGGAGGGCAAGCGACAGAUGAAGGUCAGCAAUCGGCACCUGGACUUCUUGCCCCCAGGGCUGCUGCUGUCAGCUUACCUGGAGCAACGCAGCUGAUGACAGUCCUCAGUCCCCCGGCCCACCACCUUGCCCAGUGCCAGGACCUCGCGAUCCUCCACGGAAAUAUUUUUAUUAUUUUAUUAUUUUUAGAAUUUGUCCUUAGAAACCUGCUCUUCCCCUUGGGGUGGCUUCUCUUCCCCUGGCCACCUCCCUGCCCAGCUGUCUCAGAUAAACGUUGGCAGCAAGGGUUGUCCUGGGCUGCCCUGGCCCUAUAGCUGCCCACCCUGGGACUUGUAUUUGGGUGGGGAGACCUGGCCCGGUCACUUCAUGUUUCUUCUUCAUUCAUUCAGCUUUUUCUGCCCAGUCAGAAGCUUAAGUGAGGCGAGAGAGGCUAGGUUUUUAUCACUUUUAAUAAAUUGGGUGUGAUUUGUUGUAGAUUUUAAAAUUUUCCUUUUGGGAAGAAAAACCAAAAACUGCAGUCCCUACUUGACCCCUUCCAGUGUUUGACUUGGAGGGGGGAUUCUCAGGGACGCUGCCCCCAGGAGCAUUGUGUCUUGUGUGCGCAUGUGUGCAUGCGUGUGGCCGCAACCAGACGGAAGCUGUCUUAAGGGCUGGUUCUGCACACUGUGGGGAUGUGUGCCCUCCCCCCAGUGCCUGGACUGGACUCUGGGGCCCUGCCUGCGCCACAUGCCCCUCCCCCACCUUUCUCCCCUUGUGUCCUGGGGGUCCAGGACUUCCUGCCAGAAGUCUCUGCCCUGGGACUGCCUCUUCCUCUUCCCUCCAGCUUGGCUCCGGGCCAUUAUCUCGGUGUCCUGGUGGCUGGCCACCUUGGCUUGGCCCGCAAGAGCAGGGGGGCACCCCCAGUCCGUGUGCGUGUGGCUUGUUUAUGCUGGCAAAAGUAGAGUGUUCAAUAAAUUUCUGGUGCUCUGGUC
Messenger RNA from Condylura cristata (star-nosed mole), 1766 nucleotides. RefSeq names its product R3H domain containing 4 (gene R3HDM4). NCBI's taxonomy places the organism in Eukaryota, Metazoa, Chordata, Mammalia, Eulipotyphla, Talpidae. Gene Ontology annotation, molecular function: nucleic acid binding. The coding region runs from base 1 to 891 and encodes 296 amino acids. The record is from RefSeq and is a predicted model, not a curated record. The transcript is spliced from 9 exons.